Molecule: messenger RNA, 588 nt
Organism: Balearica regulorum gibbericeps (East African grey crowned-crane)
Lineage: Eukaryota; Metazoa; Chordata; Aves; Gruiformes; Gruidae
Source: RefSeq, a predicted model, not a curated record
CACUGAAAAGACUGCCCUUUUUGAGGAACAGACCGAAGGAAAAAGACAAAAUGAAGGCCUUCUACCGUCGCUCCAUGUCCAUGAAUGACCUGGUGCAGUCCAUGGUCCUAGCAGGAGGACAAUGGACAGGUAGUUCUGAGCAUCUGGAGGGUCCUGAUGAUAUAUCUGCGGGUAAAAGGAGGAAAGAAUUGGGAGCUAUGGCCUUCUCUACUACAGCUAUCAACUUUGCAACUGUCAACUCUUCUACAGGCUUCAGAUCCAAGCAGUUGCUAAAUAAUAAAGAUACUACAUCCUUUGAAGAUGUAAGUCCACAAGGUAUUAGUGAUGAUUCUAGUACAGGAUCAAGAGUUCAUGGUAAGAUGUGGAUUUUAAUUAAAUGAAUUAAGGAUAUAUUAUGUGAAUGUUAACAAAGUUUGCAAAAAAAAGUGAAUGGCAUCAUUACAAGUGAGCAUGCUUUCUGUGAUUUGCAUAUCUCUUGAAUGUAAAGUUUCAUUUCUUCAGAUUACUCUUUUCUUUCUUGACUACUACAUCAGAUAGAUGUUCUAUACCUCUAGUAGAAAGUACCUGUGAAGUGCAUCUGAACAGGAU